Messenger RNA from Solanum dulcamara, 818 nucleotides. RefSeq names its product leucine-rich repeat protein 1. The transcript is spliced from 7 exons. Gene Ontology annotation, molecular function: protein binding. The coding region runs from base 1 to 594 and encodes 197 amino acids. The record is from RefSeq and is a predicted model, not a curated record. Lineage: Eukaryota; Viridiplantae; Streptophyta; Magnoliopsida; Solanales; Solanaceae.
AUGAGGUUCAUUGCCCUUGUAUUCCUGGUUGGUGCCCUGGCCAUUAUAGCUGUGGAAUGCAACUCUGAAGGGGAUGCUCUUAAUGUAUUCAAACUUAACAUGGUAGACCCAAACAAUGUGCUUCAAAGUUGGGACCCAACUUUGAUCAACCCUUGCACAUGGUUACAUGUCACCUGCAACUCCCAAAAUAGUGUUGUAAGAGUGGAACUAGGUAAUGCUAACCUCUCUGGGACCUUGGCACCUCAGUUGGGAAUGCUAAGCAAUCUUCAAUACUUGCAAAUUCAAAAUAACUCAAUUAGUGGAGCAAUCCCAAUUGAAUUAGGGAACCUAACAAAGCUAGUGAGCUUGGGGUUACAAAAUAACAAGCUCAGUGGUCACAUUCCAUCAUCUCUUGGCAAUUUAAAAUCCCUAUGUUGGAUGAGAUUGGAUAAUAAUAAAUUAUCAGGGGAAAUUCCAAUUUCCGUCUUGAAGCUAGUCUUGUGGGGCAAUUUGGAGCUUAUGAAUGUUUCAGACAAUAAACUGGCUGGGACUGUCCAUCGAAGUAACAAAACAGGAUUUGCAAUUACAACAAUUGUUCAAGACGUCAAGGCCUAAAUCAGGUUACUUGUCAACUUGUGGAAAUAUUGGAUUAUCCUGCCAAGUUGCAGUACUAUAAAUAUUUAUGUGAUUGGAAUAUAUGUACGUAAGAAAAACAAUUACAUUAUUACUUGUAAAUAUUGGUGUUGUUGAUACUUGAUUUUGAUACAAUUCUGUUAAGUCUAUAUACAUUUUACUCUCUCCUAAUCUUCUAUAGAAUAUGUUGUUGUUACUUGUAUUGU